GAGAAUCUGUAUAUUUCCAAUCUAUGUAAGAAAACUGUACAUAUUUCUCCCCGCCACUAAACCUUCCCGCCCAUACGGCGCCGCCACCACCCCUCUCCUCCGCCGUCACUGACAUUGAUAAUGGUACAGUUCCACGAGCACAUAAUUAGCGACCUCCUGGAGGACCCUAGCGGCGGCAUCGUCGUCCUCUCUGCCGGCCUCGGCCUCCCCAAGCUCAUAUCCUCACUACUUCGCCUCCACGAUCCUUCCCAGGGUUCAGUCCUCAUCCUCAACGCCUCUCUGGCCCAGAAGAAUUCCAUCGACAUCGAUUCUCAGUUCUCUUCCAUCACCGCGGACCUUCUUCUGCACAAUCGCCUCUCCCUCUACACUUCCGGGGGAAUAUUUUUCAUCACUGCUCGGAUCCUGAUAGUGGAUUUGCUCACUCAACGCCUCCCCACGACCUCCGUCGCCGGAAUUAUCCUUCUUAAUGCCCAUUCUCUUUCGGAUACUUCAACCGAGGCUUUUAUUGUCCGGAUUUUGCGGUCUUCAAACCGUUCUCUCUAUGUUCGUGCCUUUUCUGACCGCCCCCACGCGAUGGUAUCUGGCUUUGCUAAAGCGGAACGGACCCUCAAGUGCCUUUUCCUCCGGAAACUCCAUCUCUGGCCUAGAUUUCAGGUGUAUGUGUCCCAGGAUUUGGAAAGAGACCCCCCUGAGGUUAUAGACAUUAGGGUCCCGAUGUCAACUUACAUGAUUGGGAUUCAGAAAGCAGUGAUCGAGGUGAUGGAUGCAUGUCUGAAAGAGAUGAGGAAGACCAACAAGGUAGAUGUGGAGGAUUUGACCGUGGAGAAUGGUUUGUUCAAGUCAUUUGAUGAGAUUGUGAGGAGGCAAUUGGAUCCCAUAUGGCAUACAUUAGGGAAGAGGACAAAGCAGCUUGUUUCAGAUUUGAAGACAUUGCGCAAGUUGUUGGAUUAUCUUGCCAGGUACGAUGCAGUGACUUACCUGAAGUAUCUGGACUCGCUUAGAGCCUCUGAGAGUUUUCGAUCUGUUUGGAUCUUUGCUGAGUCUAGUUACAAGAUUUUUGAGUAUGCAAAGAAGCGGGUUUAUCAUUUUAGUAGGUCGGAUAGUGGGAAGUCAAUUGGAUUGUGUACGACUGCAUCCAUUAAGAAGAGAAAACUAUGUGAAAGGAACAAAGAUGAAGAUGAUUCUUCAGAAAGGGCAAACAGUGGGGUAGUUCUGGAGGAAAUCUUGGAGGAACCACCAAAGUGGAAGGUGUUGCGUGAGAUUCUUGUAGAGAUAGAAGAGGAAAGACAGAAGCAAGCAAUGGCUGGUGAAGAACUAGUAGUUGGAGAUGAAGGGGAUCAACAUGGGAUUAUUCUUGUUGCAUGUAAGGAUGAACGAUCUUGCAUGCAGCUUCAAGAUUGCAUUACCAAAGGCCAGGAUAAGGUCAUGAGAGAGGAAUGGGAAAAGUAUUUGCUAAGUAAAGUGGAGCUGCAGGCUUUGCCAAAAUAUAAGAAAAAGAAACCAAAAGCAACUAAAGGUUUUGGAAUUCUUGAUGGAGUAAUUCCCUCUGUUUCUGGACAAAAAGCUGAACUUAGUAGCAUAAGCCAGCAAGAAAAUGAUGCACUGCUCGCUGCAGCAUAUGAAGUAAGUAAACAAGCAAAAAGGGAUACUGAUGUCAAAGAUGGUGGGACCAGUGAAGAUCAUGGUAAAGUAAGGAAAAGUGAAAGAAUGAAGAAAAAGACAAUCAUUGGUAAAAUUGAUCCCCAAUCUGAAACUAGUAUUCAAUCUGAGGCUCUGUCUACAGAACAUGAAGACAAAAUACAUGACCAUAAUGUGUCAAGUCCUGGUCAUCUUCGUGGCAAUGCACCUGAACUCCAAAAGCAUGACCAAGGACCAGAAAUUACCAGCCAGCUCCCGUCCGUGCAUUUCCAUGCCCUGGAGAGUAAUCAGAGUAUACUUGAUGCUUUACAGCCAUCUGUCAUAAUUGUUUACCACCCUGAUGUGGCUUUUGUAAGAGAAAUUGAAGUUUACAAAUCUGAAAAUCCCUCCAAGAGAUUGAAAGUUUACUUUCUAUUCUAUGAAGAUUCUACUGAGGUUCGGAAAUUUGAGGCAAGUAUACGUAGAGAAAAUGGAGCAUUUGAGUCCCUGAUUAGGCAGAAAUCCUUGAUGAUGAUCCCAGUUAAUCAGGACGAGCAGCUUCUUAGUGUUAGUUCUUCACUAGAGCCACAAUCAAUCGCUGCCCAAAACUUGGUAACCAGAAAAGCUGGUGGAAAGAAGGAAGCAGAAAAGGAAAUGCAGAUUAUAGUGGACAUGAGGGAAUUUAUGAGCAGCCUCCCAAAUGUGCUCCACCAGAAAGGCAUGCGUAUCAUACCUGUGACGUUGGAAGUAGGAGACUAUAUACUAUCUCCGUUGAUGUGUGUUGAACGUAAGAGCAUUCAAGAUCUUUUUGGUAGUUUUUCAUCUGGUCGAUUAUAUCACCAGGUGGAGAUGAUGUCGCGCUAUUAUCGGAUACCUGUUCUCCUGAUCGAGUUUUCCCAAGAUAAAAGUUUUUCAUUUCAGUCUGCUAGUGAGAUUGGUGAUGAUGUCACUCCAAAUAACAUUAUAUCCAAGUUGUCGCUGCUUGCUCUCCAUUUUCCUCGACUGCGUAUUGUCUGGUCUCGUAGUUUGCAUGCUACGGCUGAAAUAUUUGCUACACUUAAAGCAAACCAGGAUGAACCAGAUGAGGCCAAGGCAAUUAGAGUUGGUGUCCCCUCAGAGGAUGGCGUUAUUGAAAAUGAUGUCAGAGCUGAAAAUUUCAAUACGUCAGCUGUUGAGUUCCUUAGACGGCUACCAGGUGUUACAGAUUCUAACUACAGGUCAAUCAUGGACGGGUGUAAAAGCUUGGCGGAACUUGCAUUACUCUCAAUGGAGAAGCUGGCAGAAUUGAUGGGUGGUCAGAAAGCUGCGAAAACCUUGAGGGAUUUUCUUGAUGCCAAGUAUCCAACAUUGCUUUAGAACUGAUUCGAGUUUAAAUGGCUAGUCAUGAAACUUCAUGUAAUGCUUCUCUAUGUUAAAUUUAUUAGAUGUCUUCUGUUGUUGAGGGUGAAUGGACACCUACGGGACCUUUCUCCCUGUGCUAUUAUCUAUAUUUAUUUCCUCAUUCAUUCUUUAUUGUAAUCUGACAUUGAUUCUUCAUU
This is a messenger RNA of Sesamum indicum (sesame), 3155 nucleotides long. It is a transcript of the gene UVH1, whose product is annotated as Restriction endonuclease, type II-like superfamily protein. The record is from RefSeq and is a predicted model, not a curated record. Gene Ontology annotation, cellular component: nucleotide-excision repair factor 1 complex. Gene Ontology annotation, biological process: double-strand break repair via homologous recombination; nucleotide-excision repair involved in interstrand cross-link repair; resolution of meiotic recombination intermediates. Lineage: Eukaryota; Viridiplantae; Streptophyta; Magnoliopsida; Lamiales; Pedaliaceae. Gene Ontology annotation, molecular function: single-stranded DNA endonuclease activity; damaged DNA binding; single-stranded DNA binding.